AUGUCUACCACAACAGUAAAUAUCGUACGAAUACCAGCAACGAAAGAAAAUGCUGAAGAUGAAAUCUUAGAAUGCCUUCGACGAGAUGGUGUGGCUAUUGUUACUGGAAUGUAUGCGAUGAGUCAUAUUGAACAAGUGCAAAAUGAUCUAGCUCCGCAUUUUGAGUCCGAUGUUGUCGAUAAAUCAGGCUUUUUUCCUUCGACCACGCAACGGGCCACGGGUCUCUUUGCUAUUUCACGUGCUUGUGUCGACUUGGCCAUGCAUCCUUUACUUUUGGCUGUGGCCAAUCGAUUACUCACAUCAACAUAUUCUUUUUGCCAAGGUACGCAGAAGAAAACUGUUCAAUCCAAACCAAUCAUUUCAUCCACUGUCGGUUUUCGCGUUAAUCCUGGCGGUCAACAACAAGAGCUUCAUCGUGAUGAUAAUGACUUUCAUACGCGACCCUGUGAUUGGCCAAUGAUGAUAGGCUGCGUAAUUGCCCUAACUCGGACUCACAAGAAUAAUGGAGCGACUAUAGUGAUUCCUCGUUCACAUUUGUGGGAAGACGAAGAUCGAGUACCACUAGUAGAAGAAGCUGUACCCGCCGAAUUAGAGCCCGGUGAUGCGACUAUUUUUGUUGGAAAUUUAUAUCAUGCUGGAGGAUCUAAUAUAACUCUAGAUGAGCGGCGGGAAACAGCAGGUAUAUUCAUGGCUAAAGGGUUUUAUCGACAAGCCGAAAAUGAAUACCUGAUGGUACCACCUGAACGAUGCAAAGAACUUCAAUUGACUCCAGCAGAAUUACGUGUGCUUGGCUAUGGACUCUCGCAACCAGCUUGCGGAUUUGUCAAAUACAAAGAUCCCAUGGAGUCUGUUUUCGGAAUAAUAGAUGAUGAGACGGUUUCGAUGUAG
Messenger RNA from Rotaria sordida, 888 nucleotides. Lineage: Eukaryota; Metazoa; Rotifera; Eurotatoria; Philodinida; Philodinidae. The record is from the annotation of a GenBank genome assembly.